GGGGAGCAGAGCACAACCCGCGGGACACAAACAAGCAGGAGAAACCCCUCCCCCGCCUCCACACAAAAUCCAGCAGCUGCAAGCUCAAAAUCAUCACGCGCCCCCCCGCAGCUGGUUGCCUUUCCUUGCUCUCCUGCUCGUGGUCUCCGCGCUGCGGCUGCGCUAUUCCCUGGAUAUUUUGGAAUUAUACUUUGCAAGCCGCUCGUUCGCUUGUAGUAACGUUAGUUGGUCAAGAUGGCGACCGAGGCGCAAGGAAUCGACUACACCCUCAACAACCCCGACACCCUCACCAAGUACAAGACGGCUGCCCAGAUCUCCGAGAAGGUCUUGGCCGAGGUGUCCAAGCUCUGCGUGCCCGGCAGCAAGAUCGUCGACAUAUGCGAGAAGGGCGACAAGCUCAUCGAGGAGGAGCUUUCCAAGGUCUACCGCGGCAAGAAGGUCACCAAGGGCUUCUCCCACCCGACCACUGUUUCGCCCGCCGCGUUCGUCACUCCCUACACCCCCCUUAGGUCGGACGAGAAGGAGGCCGCGGUCGAGCUGCAGCCGGGCGAGCCCGUCAAGAUCCAGCUGGGAGCCCAGAUCGACGGCUUCGGCUCCAUUGUGUGCGACACGGUCCUGGCACGGAAGCCCGAGGAGGCGCAGGAUGUCGUCGAGGGCCGGUCAGCCGACCUGCUGCUGGCCGCCUACUAUGCCAACGAGCUCCUGCUGCGGCUGAUGCUGCCGCCCGGCCUCCUGGCCCAGGGCACCGACGAGGAGAAGGCGAAGGCGGCAGCUGCCAAGCCCCCGACCCAGGCCAAGAUCACCAGCCUUCUGGAGAAGGUUGCGCACGCCUACGAAUGCAAUCUCGUCGAGAGCACGACCUCGUGGCUCUUUGACCGGAACGAGAUCGAAGGCAAGAAGAAGAUCGUCCUCGCCCCUGGCGAGAAUACCAAGGGCGAGGGUGUCCCUGAGGUCGGCGAGGUCUGGGGCGUCGAGGUGGGCGUCAGUCUCGGGUCGGGCAAGGUGAAGCAGUUCGAGCAACGGACUACGCUCCACCGCCGCACCACCAACACGUACGCCCUCAAGCGGCCGACCUCCCGCAAGAUCCUGUCCGAGGUACAGAAGAAGUUCGGCACGUUCCCGUUCAGCUUGCGCCAGCUCGAGGAUGAGCGCGAUGCCAAGUCGGGCGUCAUUGAGUGCGUGCGCGGCAACGUCUUCCGUCAGUACGAGGUUACGGGCGAGAAGGACAACUUGCCCGUUGCCAGACUGCUCACCACCAUCGCGAUUACCAAGAAUGGCAUCACCAAGCUGGGUGCCGCGCCUGCCCUGGACUUGAGCAAGUUCAAGACUGACAAGAAGAUCGAGGACGAGGAGAUCCUCAAGAUCCUGGCGCAACCGCUGGCCCGGAACACGGGCAAGAACAAGAACAAGAAGAAGAAGAAGAAGCCCGCCAAGAAGCCGGCGAAUAAGGAGGAAGAGGAGGACGACGACGAGGAGGAGGAGGAUAGCGACGAGGAGUAGUCGAAUGGCACCGGGUGCAUGUGACUUGGAUGAAGCGGGGCCAUGUCCAGAGAAACCACCUCAAGUUCGGGAGCAUGUGCGGGGCACGAGUCUGGGGGCAUCGGGCCCCCCAACAAGCGUUGACGAGGCCGUCAGGUUCAGAGCGAUAGGGGUGGUGGAAGCGAUUACGAAGGCGAGCGAAGAUGAGCUGGGAGGAUUUUUUUUCCGCGCAGUUGCCUGCCUUGGCUUCCAUGUCGCUCCACUGCAUUACCCCCCGAAAGCAGCAUGCUAGAGGUAUCUAGGUAGUUGUGGCCUUCCGCCUGCAAGGAAAGAUAUCAAGAUCAGCUACCUAUGGUGCCUGACAUGCCCAAGUUCGCCAGCAAAGGAAGCACACCGUAGUCUUGAUAAUGCACUCCGGGUACGGCUUGCUCUUCGUGGGAAAACAAAAACUGCGUUGAGGAGUUCUGUUAUGCGAUCUCCUGGCCUCGAGGAUUGACUUGGUGCGCAGGGGGAGAACGCAGGCUGGCCAGCCAGGGAAUGAGAUCGAUUAUUCGACUACAGUGUAUUGUUCGGCAACAGCGCAGCCUAUUGACCUUUUUGACGCUCAUUUGUGGCCUAUUGUGUUCGAUCGCUCACAAUACCUGAGGUACUCCCGACUGCCCGGCUAGCAAAACAGAAGAGCGGCGAAACCCCCUGACGGCUUGUUUUCUUCACCCACCUCACGGAUUACACUCGCCAACUCCCUUUCCUCCCCUUCCGCCCCCUUCCUCCCCU
Thermothielavioides terrestris NRRL 8126 is the source of this 2253-nucleotide messenger RNA. RefSeq lists its product as uncharacterized. NCBI's taxonomy places the organism in Eukaryota, Fungi, Ascomycota, Sordariomycetes, Sordariales, Chaetomiaceae. The record is from RefSeq and is a predicted model, not a curated record. The coding region runs from base 235 to 1500 and encodes 421 amino acids. The transcript has 4 exons.